GCGGAUUAUAGAGGUUUGGGGAAAGCCUCGGGUAGAUCGCAUGUGUAUUGGGGUGAAGAGUGACUUAGAUUAGGGUCCAAAAGAUGAUAGAUAAACAGACUCACAGUAAACGACGACUGUACUGGGCCCCUUAUUCCCGUUAUCUUUAGAACAGUGUCAUUUCCUUGAGGGAUUACUUUGUUAAUUUAUGUUUCCGAGGUUUUUGAAAUAUGAAUGUUUCCACUGAUAGAGUUUUCUGAUAGAACAUAACAUCGACAUGCACUGGGAGAAAACCGCAGGAGAGAGAAGGUCGCCAAGAUCACCGCGCAUGCUUAAACGAAAGGCAAAAUCUGCCAGAGAAUUGUACCAUCCUGUCAUUAAAGACUUUAGUGAAGAAACCCGGAAACUUUGCCAGUAUCCUGAUGAAAACGAGGAUCCAUUCACAGUACCAGGUCCGGCUGCCAGUGAACCAGAUCUGUAUGUCAGGGCGCUUACAGAUCGAGAUGACACAACCGAAGACUCACCGGAAGUGACGAAAUUACAACCAGCUUUCUCUAUCAAUCAACGUAUACAGGCGACAGUGAUUGAAACAGAGUGUUACCGGAACCGAAUGCCCAAGUCAGCAUCUAACCGUCUGCGCCUGCUCAAUACAUUUAAACGUCCUAGAAGUGUGGACAGUUAUCUCGCACCCCCUCCUGAAUACGAUGUUCCUUUAGGCCAGAGUAUUCACAUCACAAACUUACCCAAUGUUCAUCAGUGCAAGCCUUACCGUAAAAGAAACGCACCGCUACAAAGUAAAACAACACAAGUGUAUGAAAAUGUUCACCGCCCACAAAUCCGGCACGUGGUACAAAGUGGAACAAUGCUUUCAGAUGGAAGUACGGGGAAAAUGAACUGUUUCCACGAGUAUCUUAUGAACAAACACCCGACCGUGAAACAACAAAUAGCCUCAUGGCUGACAGACGGAUUUAAAGUACAAAGUAUCAGACUGAGAAACAACAAGAAAGAAACAUUAUCACGACACAGACCCUCGGGGAAGUUGAGGACCAAUCUGACAGAAAGAAAACUCUUCAUUCACAGAGAUCUGUCUGAACAAGAGGCUCAGUAUGAGGAGAUUGAAAGCAAAAUUUUUGAACUAAAGAUUUCAUCCCUCCAGCCAGCAGGGUGAAUGUUUGAUAAUGUCUAUAUUUCUGUUUUACUUGUGGAAAACUAUUUAAAACUACGAACUUACCUUAAAGAGGCAUUGGCAUAAUCAAGAGGCGGCACCAAAAAUUGAACUCUAUGAAAAUUGUUCUAUAUCAUAUAUUUCAGUAAUAUAUUAUCACCUGUGUUUCAUUAUUAGAAACACUUCAAACUCAAAACAGGCACAUGAAAGAAGGUGUUGUACGUCUCAUGUUAAUUUCCCUAAAGGUGUUGCAUGAAAAAUCGAAAAAAUUAAGUUAUUCAAAUAUAUGAUAAAACCAAUUGGAACGUAUCUCUUGAUUCAAUAAUUUUUGUAUUGACAAAAUUAGCCAAAAUAUUUCGACUUUAAAUCAAGCAGUAAGUGAUUUAUAUGAUUUUUAGCGUUAAAAUGGAGGGGUAUCCCCGAAUUUCAGAAAAAGUGCCACUGUGAAACAAAAUAAAUUUAACAUGAACAUGUUCUUCGAGUUUUCCUCUAAAAAACUGUCGCUUUGUAAUUUUGUUUCACGAGGGCAUUUUUUUGUAAAUUUAAAAAAAUCAAAACGACUUCACUGGCAUUAUUUUCAACUUCACCUGUACGUUAAUUUUCCUAAGUAAUGUAUGGUCUACUGCGUGGUCCAGUGGGUAAGGUCGUACACUAUAUAAAAGAGAGAAAAAAAGGUCGUCGACUAUUAUAUGUAAAGAUGUUUUCUAUUUUUAAAACGACCGAGUUCGACUCCCUCACGAACACAUUUUUUUUUCUUCAUAUUACGUUUUCCAUCCAGAUUUUUUUUUCUUAAUUGAAAUUUUUUAAAUAUGUUUCAUGUCAAAUCUCUUUAUUACCAUGUGCCGAGUUUGAAAUAAGCUUCGAACCUGGACACUGUUUAGUUUGUGAAUAGGACUCUCAACAAACACGCCGAAUACAGCAUGCAAUACCUGUGUUUUAAUAGUCAAGGUUGCUAACGAGAACUUGUAUGUUUUUCUGAAUGAAAGUUGUUGACAAAGGCAUGGUGCCUUUUACGAAAAACCGUUGUGAACUGUGCAAAGCUUCGGAAGAAAAACUUUAUGACCAAACAAGGUAAAUAACCGUUAAACAGUUUGAGUUUAUAUGUAUUCCAGUAGCAAAUUGCUAUAUUGAAUCAAUUUUUACAGGUGCAUGUACUUCGAAUAAUGUUGAACUUUAUUAAUGCGUAUUAAAUCCCCAUAUUUUGUUUUGUGGUCAGUCAUGUACAGUUGCCAAUUGUUGGUUGUAGAAAGUAAUACAUACGAGUAUAAGAGCUUUUAGACUGUAGUAGUAUAGAAUAUUAAAUAUGUGAUACACUCGUAACAUGUAACCGUAUACAUUGUAUCUGAUAUUCAGAAAAAAGAAGACAAUUUAAUUUUCACGAUUUCAAAAAUGAUCUUCAGACUACAUGUAUAAUGAAUUGACACAUAAAAUGUGUUAGGAUUGUUCUUAGUACUGGGGAAUCCUUCAGGAAUUUAAAUGGCAAAUACGCAAUGAGUAUAAAUAUGAAUGAAAGUCAGUUCUACGUCACGAGUGUUGGCACAGAGCUCCGAUUAGGGAAAAUUCCCGCUUCGGUGCAACACCCUCUUUGUGAUAUUGGUCAUUAAAUAAUUAUUGUCUUGCAAGACAAUAAUUCUUUCUUAAAUAUUUUUAACAACUAAAAGCGGCUACCUAACGUAGUUUUAUUAGGUUUCUCUUGUUUUUGUACAAAAUAGAUGUUUUAUUAGUCAUUAAUAUAUAUUCCUAUGCCACUGAGAGAUUUUUAGAAAUAAUGGUUGUCAUCAUUUUCACAUGCAUCGACGCACAUACGCAAGGGAGAGAAGCGUACGUUUCAGUCGAGGCUAAAUUGCGACGAUGUCAAUCUCACAGCUAAUGUCCCUUUAAACAAGAGUAAAAGAGUAUCUUUAGUUAAGUGCAAAAUGACGAAGAAAAUCAUUAUUUUGAAUUUUCUUACGCUUUCGGCAAGUAAAAAUAAAACUCAUUUUCAAUAAAUGAGCAAAGAACAAAUAUUAGAUAUAUUUUUAAGAGUGAUGGGGGGUGAGGUUUGUGAAGCUCUCUUCUCUUCACGUUUUCGAUCAGAGCCUCAGCAUCACUUGUAUUUUAAGACAGCUAUACGAUGAAUUCUGUUAAUCCUGGAAAACAAUAUCAAGUCAAAUAAAAUUUUACUUACCGAAAUUUGCUUAUUUUACGUUUGAAAAGUAACAUAGAAGCAUCUACUCGGCGGUUACGUCUCUGACGUCACCAUUUUAAAAAAACGUUGAAAACAUGAACACGACCAAUUAAAAUAGAAUGCAUGAGGUUAUAUAUUUACAUGAUUUAGGACAUCGACUGAAUAUAGCUUUGAUUUUUAGUGUUAUAUUUAUUGGGUUCGUAAAGAGGGUGGUUUCUGAUAAAUGACAAACAAUUAAAUUUUGUUUUCAUGAAGAAGAAAAAACCCACCAACCAACCAAUAUCCACAACAAAUAGUAAACACAUUAUUUGACUUAGUAGCAGUGGGCCAUUGAAAUUCAUGUAUAUUUCGACCAUUAGUAAACUUUGAUUUCACCAGUACAAGUGACCAGCGGAAAUGAAAUUUCUUUUCUAGUCCCGAUGUAAUAUACGCUGUUAGGUAUAUAUAUUAUUUCAUACCUUUCAAUUUAGACAAAAUGCUGUUUACAUUCAGUAAUGCAUUAGUUCUGUUUUCAGAGUAACCCAUUGACUAUUGUCAAAUUUAGUUAAUUAAUAAAUUGCAUGAUCAAAA
Molecule: messenger RNA, 3881 nt
Organism: Ostrea edulis (European flat oyster)
Lineage: Eukaryota; Metazoa; Mollusca; Bivalvia; Ostreida; Ostreidae
Exons: 4
Coding region: 257-1147 (296 amino acids)
Source: RefSeq, a predicted model, not a curated record